CUUCCAGCGGCGCGUGUUCCUGCUGCUGUGCCUGACCGGCGUCACCUUCGCCUUCCUGUUCGUCGGCGUGGUCUUCCUAGGCAGCCAGCCCGACCACUACUGGUGCCGCGGGCCGAGCGCCGCGGCGCUGGCCGAGCGCUGCGGCUGGAGCCCGGAGGAGGAGUGGAACCGCACGGCGCCCGCCCUCCGCGGCCCCGCGCCCUCCGAGCGCCGCGGCGACGGCAGCUGCCAGCGCUACCUCCUGGAGGCGGCCAACGCCAGCGCCGCCGCGGGGGCGCUCAGCUGCGCAGACCCGCUCGCCGCCUUCCCCAACCGCUCCGCGCCCCUCGUGCCGUGCCGCGGCGGCUGGCGCUACGCCCAGGCCCACUCCACCAUCAUCAGCGAGUUUGACCUUGUCUGCGUCAAUGCAUGGAUGUUGGACCUCACCCAAGCCAUCUUAAACCUUGGCUUCCUGGCUGGGGCAUUCACCUUAGGCUAUGCAGCAGACAGGUAUGGCAGAAUACUCAUUUACUUAAUAUCCUGCUUCGGCGUGGGCGUCACUGGUGUUGUGGUAGCAUUUGCACCAAAUUUCCCUGUGUUUGUGAUCUUCCGCUUCCUGCAAGGUGUGUUUGGAAAGGGGACGUGGAUGACUUCCUAUGUGAUCGUGACAGAAAUAGUAGGUUCAAAACAAAGGAGGAUUGUGGGAAUAGUGAUUCAAAUGUUCUUCACCCUUGGAAUCAUAAUUCUCCCUGGAAUUGCCUACUUUAUCCCCAAUUGGCAAGGGAUCCAGCUAGCCAUUACGCUGCCCAACUUUCUCUUCCUCCUUUAUUACUGGGUGGUCCCUGAAUCUCCCCGCUGGCUGAUCACUCGGAAAGAAGGAGACAAAGCCUUAAAAAUCCUGAGGAACAUUGCUAAAUGCAAUGGGAAAUAUCUCUCACCAAAUUAUUCAGAGAUCACCGUUACCGACGAGGAAGUUAGUAACCCGUCCUUUCUAGAUCUGGUGAGAACUCCCCAGAUGAGGAAGUGCACACUUAUACUCAUGUUUGCUUGGUUCACCAGCGCCGUGGUGUAUCAGGGACUGGUCAUGCGCCUGGGUAUCAUCGGCGGCAACCUCUACAUAGAUUUCUUCAUCUCGGGAGUGGUGGAACUGCCAGGGGCUCUCUUGAUCUUGCUGACCAUCGAGCGCUUUGGACGCCGCCUCCCCUUCGCAGCGAGCAAUGUAGUGGCGGGGGUUGCGUGCCUGGUCACCUCGUUCUUACCGGAAGGGACGGCAUGGUUGAGGACCACCGUGGCUACCCUGGGACGACUAGGGAUAACGAUGGCCUUUGAAAUAGUUUAUUUGGUGAAUUCAGAAUUGUACCCAACAACAUUACGAAACUUUGGGGUUUCGCUCUGUUCGGGUUUGUGUGAUUUUGGGGGAAUCAUAGCCCCAUUUCUGCUCUUCCGACUGGCAGCCGUGUGGCUGGAGCUACCUCUGAUCAUCUUCGGUGUCCUGGCGUCGGUCUGUGGUGGCCUCGUGAUGCUUUUGCCUGAAACCAAGGGCAUUGCCUUGCCAGAGACAGUGGACGAUGUGGAGAGACUUGGCAGGAAAAAGAAGACCCAGGUGUCCAGCGCUCACCUUUGAGGGCCCUGCAAAGCCUGCAGGAAGGAGCUGUCAGAAGACCACCCUCCUGGAGACUCGGAGCCUCUAGAGAUGCACCUGCGUGUUCAGCUCCCUGGUGCGGCACGAUCCGGUGUACUGGGUGCCAUAUGAAUAUGUUCAAACUAUCCAAAGUAUUUUUAUAUGAUGUUGGAUGAGUUAGGGUUUAUCAUGCUUUCAAAGUUUCUGGAAACAUGUACUAUGUGGCCCAUUUAGCCAAGAGCUGCUAGGUACACAGUACUUUUUGUUUUUUAUUUUUUCCUGAUGUUGGAGCAGCGGUCCCUGACUCUUACUGUUGAAGAGAAACAAGAGAAGCCUCUACCACCGAUUCUUAUAAUAGCUCCAUCAAAAAUUCAGGAUGAGCUGGACAUGAAGGUACUUGUCUGCAAUCCCAACAACUUGGGAGGCUGAGGCAGGAGGAUCACACAUUCAAGGGCAGCCUCAGCAACUUAGUGAGAUUCUGUCUCCAAAUAAAAUUAGAAAAUAGGGCUGGGGACAUAGCUCAGAGGUAAAGCACCCCUGGGUUAAAUCCCUAGUACCACACACCAAAUGCAGUCUGUGCAAACCAAGGAUCUAGGAAAGUUGUACAGAAAUGUGUUCGUGAAAUCCCACGAAGGGAUGUAGCACCAAACUGAGUGUUCUGAGAGCAGGGAGGAGGAGGAUGUGGGGAUCCUCUCAACGAAGAGACUAGACUGAGGACUCGGGCCACACGGGGCCCAGCCUACGCCGUCUCUGUUCGCUGACGUUCCAGAAGCCAUCCCAGCAUGGACAGGUCAGCCGUCCCUCCUGUCCACCUCCUCUGCAGCAUCUAAGGUUCCAGGCACAGUUAGGCCUCAUUCCAUAAUAAGAACAGAUCCUCUGGACAAUUUGGGGUUUGGCUCUAUUAGUUAUAAAAUCAGGUUUGGGUCCUGAGAUCACUCAGGAUAUCUUUGGUCCUCCUUUAGUGGAACCUGGAGCCACAGAUUUGUUCUUUAUUCAACAAAACCCGUGGGUUAUGAGUCCCGGGGUCUUAGGGUUCUAAAAGUGAGGAGAUACGUAUGUUGCACCUGUGGGUUCACUUGUGACGGUGCCUGUGGUAGAGGGCGGAACCCACAGACAGUCCUCCUUUCACCUUGGCACUCUGGGCUUGUCCCGGGGAAGGCUUACGUUUUCAUUAAAGGAAAGGUCAUGCUAAAAAGAAUUAGCAGCAGCUUUUUAUAAAUGACUUUAUACUUAUUAAUAAGGGAUUUGAACUUUCUUUUCUGUUAUCCAGACUUUUGAAACCAGGAACUUAAAAAAGAAAUAUAGUGUUCUGCUUUGUGUGCUCCAUCUGUUAUACUUUCGGAGUCAAUAUCUAUCAUAUGCCAGAUUUCUUUCAGGAGAAACUUUGUGUGCACGGGUAAAGUGGGUACCAAAGGGAAACCUUGCCAAUGAAGAAGAACAUUUCUCUGUGUGGACAUACACACGUGUGAUAGCACGUAAGAUGUGUGUGCUAAUUCCAGAAUAAACUCCUUAAUCCUUAAAGCACAAUCAGAAUUGAAUACGAACGCUCACACUCAACCAUGAUGUCACCACAGCCUUAUGAGAACGUGAUAAUGCAUUCACCCCGCGCUCAUGGACAUUUGUGCUUUUAAUUUUUUUUUUGGCACCUCUUUGCUGUAAGAUGGCUGUUGCUUUUUGAUACCAUCACCACCUAGUUGUAUCUGGAGGUGAUAUUUUUGUUUGGCAACAAUAAAAAAUUUUAAAUUGUUUCAAGAA
Messenger RNA from Ictidomys tridecemlineatus (thirteen-lined ground squirrel), 3355 nucleotides. RefSeq names its product solute carrier family 22 member 3 (gene Slc22a3). Gene Ontology annotation, molecular function: transmembrane transporter activity. Lineage: Eukaryota; Metazoa; Chordata; Mammalia; Rodentia; Sciuridae. The record is from RefSeq and is a predicted model, not a curated record. Gene Ontology annotation, cellular component: membrane. Gene Ontology annotation, biological process: transmembrane transport.